GAAACGUUCUCCCGCUGCCGAGCCUGCAGUAUUAUCAGCUAUGUUACCUAGGCGGGGCGUAGUGUGAGCGAGCUGCGGGAAUCGGAGCGGAGCGGUGCGCACGUACAUCGCCGAACUUUCGUGUGGGAAUACCCCAAGCUUUAGUUAUUGGAACAAAGGAAUUUUAGUUUUUUUUUUUUAUGCAAAGGCUCCUUAAAGAAAGCCUUGCUGGUUUGGUCUUGUAAACAUACGUUACUGAUAAUGAAGUACUUUCCCUCUGUGCAGGAGCAGCUCUCUCACCUGGCUCUGGUCUUAGUGCUGGUUUAUGUGAGCAAUGCUUCUGAGUAUGAGUACCUGAACUGGAAGUCAGAUAUUUACCACACGGGCGGCCGCAUUUAUGGCAAGCCGCCUCAGUGUGUGGACAUCCCAGAUGACCUAAGACUCUGCCACGGCGUGGGCUACACCCGGAUGCUGCUGCCCAACCUGCUGGAGCACGAGACCAUGGCUGAGGUCAGGCAGCAGGCAGGCAGCUGGGUGCCCCUGGUGCACAAGAACUGUCACCCUGGCACUCAGUUGUUGCUGUGCUCGCUGUUCGCCCCCGUGUGCUUGGAACGACCCAUUUACCCCUGCCGCUGGUUGUGCGAGGCAGUGCGGGAUGGGUGCGCGCCUAUCAUGUUGGCAUUUGGGUUUCCCUGGCCAGAAAUGCUCACCUGUGAUAAGUUUCCUCUGGAGGACGUGUGUAUUGCCAUGAGCUCAUCAAAUGCGACUGAGGCUAUGAAGCCUACAGGCGAUUCGCCCAUCUGCCCACCAUGUGACAACGAGCUAAAAACGGAUGCUAUCCUGGAGCACAUGUGUGCCAGUGAGUUUGCCAUCAAGACCAAGAUCAAAGAAGUAAAGAAGGAGAAUUCAGACCGUAAGGUGAUUCUGCAGAAGAAGAAGAGGGCAAUUAAACUGGGGAACAUGAAGAAAAAGGACCUGAAGAAACUGGUGCUUUACCUGAAGAAUGGGGCCGACUGCCCCUGCCAGCAGUUGGAUAACCCACAUAAUACUUACCUGUUCAUGGGCCGCAAGGUGGACAAGCAGUAUUUGCUGACUGGUAUUCACAAAUGGGACAAAACCAGCAAGGAGUUGAAAAAGGCUAUGAAGAAGAUGAGAAAUCACAAGUGUCCAGCUUUUGAGACGGUCUUCAAAUAAUCAGCUUUUUGCCGAUUAUUGAUUGUAAGAACUUGCACAACCAAAACAACCCAAAACUUUUUUUUGUCAUUUUUGUUCUUUUAAAUAUAGAUAUAUAUUUACAGAUUUACCCUUGUAGAGAAUUGCUCGCGUUAUGUUCUUUUGUUCUCAUUUCCAGUGAAUGACAGAUUCACUAUACAAGAUCAUGGUAGGUGCUGAACAGCAUUUGAAUCCUGUCCAGGAUUCGUCAGCAGAUUUCUCAACAUGCAUAUUGUGCAUUUCAGCAUUUGUGUGCAUGCAUGCAGAAUGCUUUCAAAAUGUAAUGAUCUCGUUGGUUACUUUUUUCCCCAUUUUGCUGUUAAGCGUCCUAUUUGAAACUUUUAAACCUCAAACAGUAGUUUACUAUCAGUGAAAUCAUUGGUCUAGUGAAUCUAGUGCCCGUUUUAUCAUUUACUAGCUAUGAGUAUGUCUUUCUUAGCUUUUGUUGUCAGGCAACAAAAUGACAGUAAAUUGAUAACUUUAAACAUUAAUCACUAUAAUCUUAAACACUAAAGAAAUUAUUACUGCACUAUAAUAUUCAUCAGUGUGGGUAUCAAAUAGCGUUUCCUUUUGGCCUUUUUACUUUUAAUAUUUUUUGAAACUUUGUAUUUCUGACAACUGCCAUCAAAUUAUGCCAGUUUACCAAUGCAAUAGCUACAGUAUAUUUAAUUAUUUCUAUACAGUUCAUCCCUAUGGAAACAAUGUUUUCGUACAGCAGAUAUUUGCAUGCUAUAUUCAUCUUCUUGUGCAUAAUUUUUGCAACAAUCAUUAUCAUAGUCAGAAUGUGAAAGUAAAGAAAGAACUGAAUUGUGCAAUGUAUGCGGUUAAUUUUAGAACAUGGUGAUUUGGCAUGAAGGUUUGAGCUGUCUGACGUGCAACAUAGGAGAGAUUUCAAGUACAAAGACUUAAAAUAAAAGUGAAGACUUAGUGAUGGUGCAGGGCUGAAUGGGUAGGACUUACCACUGACCUUAUACUACCAGCUGCGUUUGAUUUCUCCAGCCAUAUGCAGGUCACUCAUUGCUUGUUUACAGUACAAUGCCCCAUGCACACACGUCAAUUUGCGCAAUAAUUAGCUCCUAAAUGACUUGCAGGUAUUUAAGCGAUUUGCAGGUAUUUCUUGGCUUGGCACAUUAUAGUCCUAAACACUUAUUGCUCCAAUGUGUACCAUUUCUAAUGUUGCUUUAGAUGAAUUGUUGCAGCAGUUGCGUAUUGCAUUUCACAUGCACUCCCCUGGUAUAAUUUUAAGUCUCCGACCUUUUCAUAAGACCAGGGACAGCGGAAUGUAAAUGUUAUUUGGUGCAGCCCACAUGGCUCUGGGGUUUGAAAGGCGCAUGUCUGUCUUAGCCAUUUAAUGCUUUAAUACAAUUUUCGUCUCUGAAAUGGGUACAUUACUUCAGUUUUUCUAUAAUGAUGUAAUGGUAUUCUUAUUUGAUAACCAUGAGAACAACUAUAGUAUGGCCUGGCUAAUUGUUGUAAGGAAUGUAUGUACAUUAUGCAAAACAGCUGUUUUACUUCACUGUAUGCAGUUUUGUUAAUGAUGGCAACUUAAGGAUAAAUAAACGGUAUUCACGCUAUUACAACUGGUUAAUGAGCCAUUAAUCGUAUCGUAUUCGGCCAAGACAUUUUGCCUGUUAAGUUACAUUUUAUCAAAAGGCAUACUUGCCCACGGUUAGGUAUGUUUUCCUGCAUGGUGCAUUUAGCUGAAUUCUAAAACAUACAUUA
Molecule: messenger RNA, 2913 nt
Organism: Brienomyrus brachyistius
Lineage: Eukaryota; Metazoa; Chordata; Actinopteri; Osteoglossiformes; Mormyridae
Gene: sfrp1a
Product: secreted frizzled-related protein 1a
Exons: 3
Coding region: 241-1173 (310 amino acids)
Biological process (GO): negative regulation of canonical Wnt signaling pathway; non-canonical Wnt signaling pathway; canonical Wnt signaling pathway
Molecular function (GO): Wnt-protein binding
Source: RefSeq, a predicted model, not a curated record